Metschnikowia bicuspidata var. bicuspidata NRRL YB-4993 is the source of this 953-nucleotide messenger RNA. RefSeq lists its product as uncharacterized. Bases 317 to 493 code for a protein of 58 amino acids. The record is from RefSeq and is a predicted model, not a curated record. NCBI's taxonomy places the organism in Eukaryota, Fungi, Ascomycota, Pichiomycetes, Serinales, Metschnikowiaceae. The transcript has a single exon.
ACCGCCUCUCGAUUUUCACCGUUUCUAUGCUCGCCUUAGGCGGACCAUCGGGACGGGUCUCUUUUGUUUUUUUUCCAUGGCCACGCUCGUAUUUCGGGGCCCACUCAUGGCUUUGGCAUCCAUGUGCUAUGGGCCUUCAUCGUAGUAAUCGUGCUGGAGGUCACGGCCGAGCUCGCGGUGUUUUUUCCCGGCAGCGGCCUGAUUGGGCAGUUCCAGGUCUUGUUUCUCGCAGGCCCAUCGGACUAGCAAAAAGCACCAUCUACUGGUUCAGCUGGGGUUUGACCUAUGCGCUCGGGCUCUCGAUUGCCGUGUCGGUAUGCUCGUUCAAACUGCUCUCUUCCUCGGGUUGUGGUUGGCUUUCCCCGCUUUCAACUUGCUCCCCGUGGACGUGUGUGGCCAGAUCGAGUAUGGGAUCACGCUCGGCAAGGUGAUGGCCAAUUUGGGGCUGGUGCUCUUGAUGGCCGGGCCCACCAACUACUGGAGAUUUUCGUGACUGGCAGCGGCGGGCUCGUGCAUGACGCCUUGGCGUUUGCGGGUUCUGGGUGUGUUUGGUGGCGCCGGAUAGUGGUGGGGCAAGGUUCGAUGGAACUGGGGCGUGAGAGACUAUUGUAGCGAGAGAUUCAUUGGAAUUGGGGUGGGACAGACAUUGUAAUUGGGGUGUGAAUUACUAUUGUAAUUGGGGUGUAGAAUUACUGUGACUGGGGUGUAAAGGAGUCACUGGAAUGGAAGGUUAGUGGAACUGGAGUGAGAGACUAUUGAAAUUGGGGUGAGAGAUUAUUGUAGUUGGGGUGCGGAAUUACUGUAAUCGGACAGUGAACGAGUUCCUGUAAUGGACGGUUAUUGUAGUUGGGUAUGAAUUACUAUUGUAGUUGGGGUGUAUAUUUACUGUGAAUGGGGUGGGACAGACUAUUGUAGUUGGGGUGCGGAAUUACUGUAAUCGGACAGUGAACGAG